Molecule: messenger RNA, 4339 nt
Organism: Menidia menidia (Atlantic silverside)
Lineage: Eukaryota; Metazoa; Chordata; Actinopteri; Atheriniformes; Atherinopsidae
Source: the annotation of a GenBank genome assembly
AGCAGUGGACGAGCAAGUUGUCAGGAUGAAGGAGGAGAAUCUGUUCCAUCGGAGGCUUUCUCUGUGCCCCAGUGCCACCUCUCCACCAAAAAUCGACCCCCGCAGCCUCACCCGGAACCUGUCAUAUGGAGGAGACAACGACCUCUACAACCUCACUCCGGGCAGUGAGACAGACAGGAACGGUCUCUCCAUGCUGAGUAAUGAACUUAGUCCUGCCCAAUCACCAGGCAGCAAGUCUGAGUCCAGGAUGUUUAAUGGUGUGGAGAAGGAGUGCCCCUCCCCCACAGAGAAGCUUGCCCGAAAGGAGUCUCUUAAGGUCCAAAAGCAAAAUUACCGGCAAGAGAAGAAACGGGCGGCUAAAGAACUGUCCAGCGCACUUAAGGACCCCAGUGUUGUCAUCAUGUCAAACUGGCUAAAGAUCCGUGGCUCUUUAAAGAGUUGGACCAAGCUGUGGUGUGCCUUGAGGCCUGGAGUACUUCUGAUCUACAAGACCCCCAAAGCAGACCACUGGGUGGGCACCAUUCUGCUCAGCGCAUGCAAGCUGAUUGAGAGACCCUCCAAGAAAGACGGCUUCUGCUUCAAGCUUUACCACCCACUGGAGAAAUCCAUCUGGGCUGUCAAGGGUCCCAAAGGUGAGAAUGUGGGUUCCAUCACGCAGCCUUUACCCAGCAACUACCUGAUCUUCAGAGCUGCCUCUGAGUCUGAUGGCCGGUGCUGGAUGGAUGCCCUGGAGCUGGCUCUAAGCUGUUCCAGUCUCUACAAGCUGACAGCCAAACCUGGGAAAGAGGGGGAUCUCAGCAUGUCUUCAGAGUCCUCGCACAUACUCCACCUGCUACAGUCCUCUCCUCUCACUGAUACAGAGCUGCUGCAGUUAAACGAAAGCGCCCUGCUCGGCAAUCACCACAUGGAGCACGAUGGUUUCUCAGACAAAUCGGAGCGUGAGACCCACGACGACUGGGAUGCUACGGUCAAUGAAAACGGCGGACGGCUGACGGAGGAGAGCGACAUGGAGCAGUCGGACGAGAUGUCCCCCAGCCCACAGGCCACCGCCUACGUGGAGCAGGGCAGCGAGGAGAUGGCCGAGGCUGGGGAGGCUUCCCAGGUGGAAACUGUGUCUGAGGAAAACAAAGGUCUGAUCUGGGGUCUGCUGAAACAGCUCCGGCCAGGCAUGGACCUGUCAAAGGUGGUGCUGCCAACCUUCAUCCUGGAGCCGCGCUCCUUCCUGGACAAGCUGUCCGACUACUACUACCACGCCGAUCUGCUCUCACAGGCAGCUCUGGAAGAGAGGGCCUAUGAUCGGAUCAAGCAGGUGCUAAGAUGGUACUUGUCUGGCUUCUACAAGAAGCCCAAGGGUCUCAAAAAGCCUUACAACCCAAUCCUGGGGGAGACAUUUCGAUGCUGUUGGCUGCAUCCUCAGACUGAUAGCUGCACCUUCUACAUAGCCGAGCAGGUUUCCCACCAUCCACCCAUCUCUGCCUUUUAUAUCUGCAAUAGAAAGGAUAAUUUUUGUAUCAGUGGAAACAUCCUUGCCAAGUCCAAGUUUUACGGUAAUUCUCUGUCAGCCAUUUUGGAUGGCAGAGCCAGACUGCUGUUCAUGAGCAGGGAUGAGGAGUAUGUCAUCACCAUGCCUUAUGCCCACUGCAAAGGUAUCUUGUAUGGCACAAUGACAUUAGAGCUGGGAGGGAAAGUGUCUAUCGAGUGUGAGAAAACCAAGUGUUUUGCAGAGCUCGAGUUCAAACUGAAGCCUUUCCUCGGUGGCUCCAGCUCAGUAAAUCAGAUCAGUGGAAAGAUCUUUGUAGGAGAGGAGCUGCUGGCCACCAUCGAUGGGCACUGGGAUGGUGAGGUGUUCAUUAAUGAGAAGCGCUCCAACCAGCAGGAGACUUUAUGGAACCCAAGUUCAGACAUUCGCAGCAGGCGCCUCAAGAGACAAGUGGUCCAGUUAGACCAGCAGGGAGAGUUUGAAUCAGAAAGGCUGUGGCAGCAUGUGACCAGCGCCAUCAUGGAUCGGGACCAAGUGAGGGCCACUCAGGAGAAGUUUGUGCUGGAGGAGGCCCAGCGAAAAGAGAGCAGGGAGAGGGGAGACAGACCCUGGAUCCCCCGGCUUUUCCAGCAGGAUCCCGUCACUUCCGACUGGACCUACAGGCACAUGGACGCGCGCCCCUGGGACCCCGAGCACUGUCUGGCCCAGUUUGAGAAGGACGGCGUGAUUCAGACGCACGAGAAGAGUCUGAGGCAACACAACGGGCUCUCCUACAGCCACGGCUGGGCAGGUCAACACAAGUGCAUUAACAACAACUUGCUUCCCUCUAACCAGGCGGGGGUGAAUGGGAAGCACAGGAAGGCCAGCAGCCAGCCGUCCAGCUGCAGCCAGAACACAGAGAGCAGCAGCACCACGCCGGAACCAACACACGAGUCCUCGGACAAUGAAGGCUUUUCAAACCAGUGUGCCCGUUGCACUAAAGAGAUGAAGGACAUCGCUGUGAUUGAGGCCUCCAUCACUUCCAUACAGAAGACACAGCAAGAUAUUCAGAGGAACCUGGUGGCUCUGAGCCGGCAGCUGUCUCUCCAGAGGGCCACAGACAACGGCGUGCCGUUAACCGGCCGACACUGCCUCAUCCUCUGCGUCCUGCUCCUCUCCCAGCUCCUCCUCAACUACGUAUUCACCUGAGCCAGACCCCUGGGGAGGAGUUUCCCUCCAGCACUGAUCUGCCAGCAGAGCUUCCCCCCCAAAAAGAUUUUAAAAAAGCACAGACUCUGACGGACAGAGUGCGGAACAGACCUCAGAUCAGUGUCCGGAGGGCAGCUUCGGCCCUCGGUUUCCUUGUUGCGAGGGGAGGAGCAAAGACUUCACAGCAAUAAACACAGCCACAGCCACCGCCUGUCAGCCAUCUGCAAAGAGGAACUGCCCCCCCACCCCCAGCGUAGCCAGACUGAAACAGCACCGCUCCGGAGAGCAGAGGCGCACCCAGAGACGGGCGUGGUUGCCAAGAUUUCACAUGUAUAAGGAAGAUAUCGAAUGGUUUAGCAAAAUGAAACGACAGAGGAUGUUUCAUCAUUCCUUAGUGUCUUUUUAUAUCACCCCCCUCCCCCCCGCAAACCCCUUCAUCUGUGAGUGUGCCUGUAUGUGUGUCGUUUGUAUUUAACCUAGGCCCUGUGGGCAUAAGCAGAUCACGGCUUGGACUUCACCAACUUUCCUUCCACUUCAGAUUAUGGGCCUUAAUGCUGAUGCCAAAACAACAAAAAAACAACAAAAAACAGAAGAAGAAGAAAUAGAAAAGAAAAAUCCAACAGAAACAAAUGAAGAGGUCUUCAAACAGUGCAAUUGUGUGUUUUGUAUUAGUGUACGCUCAGAUACGACCUGUCUCGUCUUUUAAUGAUGAUUUUACCAAAACAGUAUUUAUUAUCCGAAAGGACAAAGAGUACUUGUUUACACGGAGUGCUGCGUGUGUUUUGGAGUGACACAUCGGGAAGGAGGGAUACUGGGAAGGAGGCAGGGCAGGGAGCCAAACAGAGUGUCUUUGUACUUGUGUGCCUGUAGUGCUGAAACUGAAUGGAUAAUAGAAUAGCACUGCUUUGGUUUAGACCAUGACACUAGUGUGUACAAUCAGUCACAUGGAACAGCGUGGGAUGGGAAAGGACACGGAGAGGAGUGGGGGGAAAAAGAAUGCAUGAGCCUAAGGGAAGAGAUUUGCGUGUGCAUCGUGGUCCGCACCAUGUUCAAGUGACUGUCUUAGAUGUAAACACUUAGUAAAACUAGUUUUUUUUUUCUUUUGAAUAAUUUGUAUAUAUCUGUAUGUUUCAAAAAAGAAAUUUCAGAAUGUAUUUAUUAUGUGAUUCACCUUGAAUUUCCUUAUCUAAAUCUACACAGAGGACCGGGGACAUAAGUCAUACUCCCAGGGUUUAUGUGGGUUCAUCAAAUUCUGAGUGCAUGCGUCUUUGUAUGGAUGGAUGUGAGUGAGUGAGUGAGUGUCUGUUAGGAGGAUGGAGCACAUGUAUGUGAGGAAGCCAUUAUGGUCACACUAAACACAGCCAUUUCUGUCACGGUUUUUACUGUUUUUUAGCCUUUUGAAUUACGUCUGAUCGUCAGUGUACCGAUGGAGCCAACGAGAGAGAAUCAGAGAUCAGCACAAGAAGGACAUUGACUCGUAAAAAUCUGUUUUUAAACCCUAAUUUGUUUCCUCUUCUCAUCGUUAUCCUCUUUUCUACUUCGCUGCCAUGUUGUGGGGAUUCUACAUGCCAGGUAUUUUUGUCAUGGAAAUAAACACAAUAUGAGGAUGCCUAAUGUUUUCAGUCUUACUUGUUGCAUACUGUAGCACUACAGUAAAACAUUUUAACCCUG